GGGAAAAACUGUGGGAUAAGCCCCACACAUUUCAAUCACACACAAAAAUAUCUUAUCUUGGGAAAAACUGUGGGAUAAGCCCCAUACUAUACUCACAAUGGCGAUUAAGCCCUCAUAUUUUAAAAAACAUUCAAUUGAAAACUUGAACUAUUAAAAAUGGUCAAUUAAACUUUUUAGCCGAUGGAAAUCCAAUUUCCCGGUUAAGUGCCCGCUCAGCAUUUUCUUUUUUCUUUUCCCUUUCUUUUUCUUUUUCUCGUUUGCUUUUCCUCUUUUUUUUUCUCUUUUCUUUUGAGUAUUUUUAUGUCACUAGGAAUAAGACUUUUUUAUAUAUCGUAAAACAUUCGGAUUUAUAUUAAAAUCGAGAACGCAUACAAGACAAUCUUUAGAUAGAUUUUACAGAUCUAAUCAUGAACCCUAGGAGUAGACAUAGAAUCAGUCACCUCAUACAAAACAACCUGACUCACUAAACCUGAAACGGGCAAAUUUAAGCCUAAAACGAACGGAUCUGAAACCUUGACUAUCAAAAGAACACCAAAAUCCAAACAUUCAAACCAAAUCUACUCGGACUAAAACAAAAACAAAUAUUACUAAAAAAAUAAUAAUAUUGAAAUAAAAUCUUUCCACAAAACUUUUCCUGAUAUGAAGCUGAUUCUGGAGGAGGACGAGCUCUUGCAGUAUGAGUGAAUACCAACUCCAUCCCUAUGAGUGAAUUCCAGAUAUGUUAUGAGUGGAUAUAAUUUUAUUUUAUUCACCAAUGUGAUAACACUUCUCUUUUUCUCAACCAAUAUUCAUUAUCAGGAUUUCGGAAUGGACGACGCCUAUAAGUCGUAACAUAUCUGGAAGGAAACUUCUCGAAAAUCCUUAAAUACCACAAUCUCCCCUCUUUAAAAUUCUUUUCGCAUUCUUGAACUUUCGUCUAUUUACUGUACCUUCCAGCUGUUUCCAUACCUAACCCAAAUAAGUACCAUCCACCCGUCCGAACCUUCUAGAAUUACCAUUCAUUCCCACCCUCCUCGCCACCACCCUCCUUUCCCUCCCUCUCCACCACCUUCAUCGACGGCGUUACUCUGAACACCAGAUCUGCGCCACUUACUUCUUCAAAGUACGGUUUAAUAUCAUCUAUGGGUCCUCCGUUCCCGGCGGAGCGUAACGGAGGAGAAGCAACCGUCAGCGGAGAGGCGCAGAGGACGACUCCGACGCCGUUUCUGACGAAAACGUACCAGCUCGUCGACGACCGUUCCGUCGACGACGUUAUCUCAUGGAACCACGAUGGAUCUACCUUCGUCGUGUGGAAUCCGACUGAGUUCGCCAGAGAUUUGCUCCCCAAGUAUUUCAAGCACAACAACUUCUCCAGCUUCGUCAGACAACUCAACACAUACGGAUUCAGGAAAGUCGUGCCGGACCGCUGGGAAUUCGCGAACGAUUUCUUCAAGAGAGGUGAGAAACGCUUGUUAUGCGAAAUACAGCGUCGCAAAGUUGCGACGGCAGCGGUGGCUGCGACAGCCACCGUUGUCGCCUCUGCUGCGGUCACGGUGGUCGCUCCCAUGCCCGCACUUCCCCUAAAGACGGUAUCGCCGUCGAAUUCGUGCGAAGAGCAAGUUGUAUCCUCCAAUUCGUCUCCCGGAACAGCCAUCCGGGAAGCAGCCCGUGCAGGCAGCACGGAGGAGCUCAUCGGAGAGAACGAACGGCUGAGGAACGAGAACACGCGGCUCAACAAGGAGCUAAGCGAAAUGAAGAAACUCUGCAACAACAUAUACCAGUUGAUGUCGAAUUAUUCUACCCCGGAAAGCAGCUCGAGACCGAUAAAGCCGCUGGAUCUUAUGCCGACUACUGCCGCUUGCGGCGGAGGGACCGAACAGGAUCCUGGCGAACCGAGAGCAACAAUAUUUGGAGUUCCGAUCGGGUCGAAGCGGGCGAGGGAGGUUGAGCAUGGAUCGGCGGAGCAGGAUAACGAGCUGCGGCUGCAACCUCCUUUGGCCGCGGUGAAAUCCGAGCCAUCGGAUCCACAAAACGGAAAAGAGUCGUCGUGGUUUAGACAUUGCCAAAGACGUAAUCCAAAGGGGGUGUGAUUAGACCGCGCCGAUCGACAGAUUAGAUUAGAAGCGGUGGCGUACGCUGUACGAGGAGAGAGGCAUGUGCUAUAAUUAGUCACGUUGUUUUAUCUAACCUGCGUUUGAAGCUUUUCUUUUCAAUGUGGUUUAAAGUAUAUAAACCUCGGUUAAAUUUUAGUUAGCCACUUUUUCUGCUGAUGAAUAACUCAAUAACGUAGUUCUCUGUGUGGAAAUCCGAAAUAUCUUGGUCGCACAGGUAGUGUAGUGUUUUUUUUUUUUUUAUGGUUAGUGUAGUGCUGUUGUACAAUCACUAUACAAUUGUUAUUGUUAUUCUAAAUAAAUUAUUUUAUCCUAUCAUUUUGAAGAAUGAGGUAAGAAAAAUUGAAAUG
This is a messenger RNA of Cuscuta epithymum, 2440 nucleotides long. NCBI's taxonomy places the organism in Eukaryota, Viridiplantae, Streptophyta, Magnoliopsida, Solanales, Convolvulaceae. The record is from the annotation of a GenBank genome assembly.